This is a messenger RNA of Daphnia carinata, 792 nucleotides long. RefSeq lists its product as uncharacterized. NCBI's taxonomy places the organism in Eukaryota, Metazoa, Arthropoda, Branchiopoda, Diplostraca, Daphniidae. The coding region runs from base 1 to 792 and encodes 263 amino acids. The record is from RefSeq and is a predicted model, not a curated record. The transcript has 4 exons.
AUGGUAGAUAUGGCUCCAACACCAUAUGUUCACUUUGCCGUUGGUCUACAAUGGCCCGGGGUCAUUGGUCUACUCCUCUCCUGCAGAACCCUCCUAACGUUUCAAGAAUGGCCUUACCUCCACCAAGCCAGAUUCGGAAGACUACCAGUCAGAGGGUGUCCAGGAUCUAAGUCCACAGCACAUGACCACUCCGUCUCUGUAAAUCGGGCAGUUGACUCCCCUGGAGUGCGACCAGACUUCGUAGUAACCUCGACAAAUCGUGCCAUCAUCAUUGAUGUAACGGUGCCUCUAAGCAGCGCAGAAGGGUUAGAGUAUGCCAGGGAUAAGAAGAUAGAGAAGUACAAACACCUCGGCUCUGUACUUCCUCUAGUCGUUGGCUCACUCGGUUCUUGGCUAUCGAGCAACGACGCAAUAUCCCUAGCCCUGAGCCUUCCUGGAAGACAGUGGAACAACCUUAAUUGGAAGAUGAAGCUCUUGGCUAUCCAAGGAACCACCAAGGUAAUAGCUAUACACUUGGCAUCUCAAACCGAAGAAAGCUAUCCACCACCUGAAGAAGAUGAGGAAGCAGUAGACAUUAGUCCCCUGCAACUAAAACUGCACUCUCUACCAUUUGCUACAUUGGUGCUUCCUCACUUCAAUUGCACGGUGAGUGAGACCCAAGGAAUCGCCACGAAUUCCACCAAGGAAGAACCUACAAUGGCCUUGAAAAUCGCUGAGUCGGGGUUGGUUCACCAUGGAGGAAGUACAGGAGUCAUCUCAAAACCCACCAAGGAAGAAUCUGAAAUGGCCUAA